This is a messenger RNA of Gryllus bimaculatus (two-spotted cricket), 3486 nucleotides long. The record is from the annotation of a GenBank genome assembly. NCBI's taxonomy places the organism in Eukaryota, Metazoa, Arthropoda, Insecta, Orthoptera, Gryllidae.
AAUUCAGGAUAUGCUUCAAAUGAAAUUCCAGAUGAUAAGACAUUAAUUGGAUUUGCUCAAAUUUCUGUAACAGACUAAUGUGUUACUACUAAAUAAGGUUUGUGCUGACAUACUGUAGAAAUUAUUUCAAUAUUAUUUGUAUGAACGGCCAUUUUGUAUAGUUUUAUCAGUUUAGUGAACUUGGUGCCAUCUUGACACGUACAAGUAAAACUGUGAGAUAUGUAAAUCAGUGAAUGACAUUUUGUCCACAGAAUUUCAUUUAUUGUAAUAAGUAUCACUGCUGAUUCAUAUUUCACACUUUAUUGUGAAUGGUGAACAUGUAAAGUUGGAUUUUCUCUUGAUAUGUCAAGAACAUAUGCACAGGAAUCUGUGAAUAAGUGUUGUGAACUUGGAGUAUUCUAAAUGCAUUGAUUACUACAUUUUGAUUGCUGUUUUUUCUGUAAGCUAAUUAUAUGGGAAGAUGUGACUGUUGUGACUGGUCCUUCAAUCAACGAUGGAGUGCCUUUAUAUAAAACUUUUCAUGAAAGAUGCUGGGAGUAUUUUAAUUGUAUGUUUUUAUUAUGAAUUUCAAUCAUCUGUAUCCAUGAAUCCAGAAAUCCAAAAUCCAUUUAUUUCUUUAUGAUUGUAGCAGAAAUUUGUUUUCAUUCUAGGUUUGCAGAUAUUCACACAUUUGUUUUUUCUCAUUAUCACUGGCAAUAUGUUAUUUCUAUAAUGACAGCAUCUUCUUAAUGGUAUUCAUCCGGGAAUGUACGACUCCAUCUCAUUCAAAAGAGUAGCCAGUAUUGCACGGUUGUUCACAUAGGAUGCUAUACUAAAAUAGUGUGAAGAUAUCUGGAUGCUAUGAAAUUCUGUAUCUUUUGGUGCUUGGUGUUUGAAUGUUUCUUUCUGCUCGUCAAAAACUGGGAGUGUUCUAACAUACUUGUAUUAAAAGUCAAUUGCUGUUUAGAAGUGAAGUAAUGUAAAACACGUUAAAUUAUUAUAUUGUAAUAAUUAAUGUAAUUAAUAUUUUAGAAUUUUUCUGUUAUUUAACUUUGCUUUAGAUUUGCGUGGAUCUUACUGUUAUUUUAUAUUCAUUCUGCAUAUUGUAAAUUUCAAAAUGUUGCUUAUUGUCAUCAUUGUAUUUAUGUUAUUUUCUCUAUAUUUCUUGGGUUGUAUGAAUUUGGUCAUUGGUGAACAUUAAUUUGAAAAUACUGUAGGUUGUAAUUAUAAACUGCAAGGUUUAAGUUACCGUUUUGUAGUCAUUUCAAAGAUGAUCUUAUAUCAUUGCCUGUGGUUUUUUAUGUUUUGUUUUGUUGUGUAUCAUUUCCAAUUGUGAAACUGUGGGAAUUACAUUGUUUUUGGCAUGUUAUCCUUGUUCUUUCUUAAUUAAUUUUGCUUUUCAUGGCCUUUAUUUUUACCAUAUGUACUGUCUUCCUCUAUUAUUGCAUUUCCUUGAAACUUGUGAGGGUUAGUUAGCCACGACAGAAAUUAACAUUUACUCAUCUCUGUAAAUCUGAUGAUUUUACAUAUUUCUUGUUGUGAAGAGCAUAUUGUAAGUGCACUACUACUUUGAGAGUAAAGCAUUAAUUCUCCUACUUUUUAAAAGGUGAUGAAUGGGAAAGAAAUAUUUCCAGUAGUUUCAAAUAUUGUAAGCCAAUGCUUUAAUCAUUGUAUUGUGAGUAUUGUGUGUAGUCCAUGUUUCUGUAUAUUUUAUUGUUUUGCUUUUGGAAGUAGUAGUGGUAGGCCUUGUAAUAAUUGUUGACUAACCCUCUGAAAUGCCAUUGGCAAUGUGUGAUAUGCAAGACUUAAUGUUUGAGUGUUCAUUAAAUAAUUUUAAAUUGUGUCAUUGAAUUCUGUUGAAGUUAUGAAGUUGUACAAUACUGUUGUAUGAAAUGUACUUGUGCCUACAUAGAAUGCACAAAAAUCUUAAAAGAUCUCAGAACAGAUGAGGUCUUAAAUUAACAAUAUGUAUUUUGUUUUUGCAGUAAUGGUGUUCAGGGAGACCAGUACAUUGAUAAAAUCGUGAUAUUCUGAUCUCUCUGUUCACGAUGCAAAUAAUUGAUGUUUUCAUUGGGAUGUGUAGUCUUAAAUCUGAGAUAUCUUUUUACAUCAUUGUUUUGAAUCUCUCUCAAGUUCAGUCUCAUAGUUUCCAAACUUCUUUUUUCUUUUCUAAAAUUAAUACAUUCAUUUUAUUGUACCACACACAUGCCAAUGAGAACCUGAUUGUUCCUACAAAUUUCAAGACUCUCUGCCAUAUAAGGGAACAUAUAUUCAGAGUGUGAAAUGUUACACAUUUGUAUAUAGAUUAGGAACAUCGUUAUUACACAUUUGAAUAAGUAACAUUGUGGUUACACAACUAUAAAAUUGCUAUGUCUUUCAAUAGCAGCCUUUUCAUAGAUUGUGGGUCUUCACUGUAGGAAUGGCUGGCUGGUUAAGAUCUUGCAUUCUCUAUUUCCACAGGUGUCGAUAGAAGUAUUUCUACUAUUGGUAUCUAAAGUAGCAUCUUUUAUAAAAAGUAUUUAUGGCAAGUCCAUCUCUCCAUUCAAAUUCAUUUAUAUGGAGCGAGUUAAAAUUAUAUAAGGUUAUUCAAAAAUGUGUGAUACAAAUAUGCCAAGUACUUACUUUGUUUUGUAAACUGUUUUAAGGUACCUCAGCAAAAUAUAUUCAUCAUUUUGUUAAUAUUUCUGAGACUACUUCUUUAGCAUGUAUAUUAAACCAUGUCUAAUAUUUAAGAUUGACUUGUGAAGGAGAAUUAAUGUGUCAGAGGCAUCUAAGUAGUAUAAUCACGUAACUUCUGUUUAGGAUUAACAUGUUUUCUGGUAUAAAGUUAGAACAUAAUAGCAUACCAUUUACUAUGAAAAAUAGUUUGUGCUUCAGUAUGAGCAAAUGAUUGGUACAAGUGAUGCCUCUAGCAGUUUCUGUCUAUAGGUACAUUUGCAAGGCAAACUUUCAUUUAACAAGACAAGUAGUUGUCUGUUUAGUUUCAUUAAAAAGUCCUUAAUUAUCAAAUCAAGUGUUUGCUCUCAAGGAACCAAUUUCCUGAAAUGAAUUUGGAGGUGUGAUUUUCACAAUUCAGGAAUUUGCUGUCUUCAAAUAUUUUCACAAAUUCUUUGCAUUGGUUGGUGUGCAUUUCUGUAUUUUUGAGACUGAUAAGCAGUAGUUUACAGGACUGUGGAUCUGUAAUACGUAUAUGCAUAGUAGGUAGGGAAUUGGCGUGCCUUACUAACUUCAGCUUCUUUUACACACAAAUAUCCUUUGUUGUAAGAUAUUUCACUAGAUAUACUGAAAAUAUCAGUAAUAAAAGUUAUCAUUACUUUGAUUCUACUGCACCAAAGUAUUUUAAAGACAAUACCACACAACUGCACAAAGCUUCAUUGCAGUUGUCACUUCAAUUGGGUUACCGAUAGUUCAGUACAAAAGUGUUGAUUUGUAUUCAUCUAUAAUUUAUUGCUGUAAAAAUGUGAACAUAUUGUAUAGAUUACUUUAAAAUAUAUUUCUCCAAUUUAA